Actinia tenebrosa (Australian red waratah sea anemone) is the source of this 855-nucleotide messenger RNA. RefSeq lists its product as uncharacterized. The record is from RefSeq and is a predicted model, not a curated record. NCBI's taxonomy places the organism in Eukaryota, Metazoa, Cnidaria, Anthozoa, Actiniaria, Actiniidae.
UUGUCAGGUUUACUAGUUCAGAACAAAAGCUUUUUUCUUAUUCAUAAGCUGAGCUUUUAAUUUUGUCUCAAGGCAUCGUCUCUUAGCACGAAGCAACAUGUAUCAGCAAGUUUAAACAAUUAACAAAAGAAAUGUUUAAUUGUUUAGUAAUGGUAUUAAAAGGUAGAUAAAAGCUGGCUAGCUUGGAAGACAUCGAGUGAGCAGUUCAGUCGUUUUCGAACCAUCUUUACAGUGUAUGCUACUAAAUCGUGCGAUGGAAAGAGUGAUCCUGAUCGUGUUGCUUGCGGSUGUUUGUGUCUUUGCAAGACCAUCACAGGAAGAUUCUGGAGAGUGUGCUGUUGCCAGUUCGCAUCGAUGGGAGUGCGGCUGGCUUGGUAUUGAUGAGCAAACCUGUKUAAACAGAGGUUGUUGCUGGGACUCAAGCGACCGUAAUGCAAAGUUCUGCUUUGUCAAGAGAGGACAACACCUUCUUGAAGGACAGUGUCCCGUUGCGCCUUCUGAACGCCAGGAGUGUGGAUACAGAGGUAUCACCAGAGACGAAUGCCUCAAAAAAUACUGCUGCUGGGAUGACUCGGUACCUAAUGCCAAAUGGUGCUUCAAAGAGCCAAAAUUGCUUCCUGCCGGCUGCUAUAUCUAUCAUGGUGUGUCUGGGGUCUGUCGUUACACUUGUCACGCUGGAGAGAGCAAGGCUUAUGGGAUGUCUUUUUGCAGUGGACGAAUUUGCUGCUACACCGGCACAACUAAUGGAAAGUGAUCUCAACAGUACAUUUGGUGGGACUUUCACUUUCAAUUUGAGACUAAACCGUCAACAAAAAAAUAAAUUAAUUUGUUUUAGUAAUAUAAAAGAUAUAUAGG